AUGCGGUGGGAAAGCAAUGGGGAGUUUUGGGAAACCGGGCCGAAAAUUCCUCGAAAACGGCAGACUACAACAACUAUUGGCGUUGGUGCAGAUGGCGGUAUUAUUUUGGCGCGCUGUUCCCAAGAAACUGCGAGUUCAAGAAAAACCCGCAGUCAAUACUUAUCGCAUUCGUUAGCGAACAACACUCAUCCUUCAGCUCCAGAAUUGGCAGCAAAACGUAACAAACAAAUAAUUGCCGAAACAACUCCCAGUUUACUACCUCAUCAGGAUAGCCUCCAUAAACCUGACGUUAGUGCAAAUUUAAAAACGCGUCUAGCCUUUCUGUCAGCUCGCCGAAGACUUGGACAAAAUCAAAUUGCAGCUGCUCAUUUGUCACAAAAAUCAGUGGAGGCGGAAAAGAAAAGCACUAUGAUUGGAAUCAAGCGAACUCAGGAAUUUCGAGACGCUAUCUGUACGCGCCCACCACUAAACCACAAAGACCACAAAUUGAACGGCAUCAGCAAGCUGCCGCAAAGCAACGCGGCUCCUAUCUAUUCUGGAACACCGGUCCAGAAUCCGUACUUUCCACAAAAUGAUCGUUUGCUGCAGUUACAGCUUCAGUCACCAAAUUACUUGUCAACUCCAAGUUCACGAGAAUUUCCAAUUUACAAACUUUCACAACCUGAAUCAGGCUUCGCCCCUUUCACUGCGAUCCCAUACGGUUCGAUUCCAUUUUUGCCACCAGCAAACAUUUCAGCUUCAUCUCUGGAAGAUUUCUGCUCAAAAAACCCGAUCAGUUUUCAAUUAUACAACGCAUCAACGAAUUCCAACAGUCAUUUACUACACCCGGAUCAAGCUCGACUGUAUCCAUCAUCGCCUCCGUCAUCGGCCUUAGCAGCAGAGGAGUUUUUACGCGCACAGGCAGCAGCAACAGCAGUGGUUAUCAAUCCAUCAGUGACAGGGACGGCAGUUUAUCAACAGUAUUCAGGGCCAUUACUAAAUGCUGACGGUUCACUAACAACAAGCGGCACUACGACAAGUGGUCCUUCAAAUCGGACGUUUCAGGGAACUGCUACUUUUCCGCAGAAUCAGACCGAGCAAAAGUCGCCAUUUAGGGAUGGGUAA
Gongylonema pulchrum is the source of this 1104-nucleotide messenger RNA. The record is from the annotation of a GenBank genome assembly. Lineage: Eukaryota; Metazoa; Nematoda; Chromadorea; Rhabditida; Gongylonematidae.